AUGAGUACUCCGGCUCCAAGGGUUUGUUCUUCGUGCAAAGCCUUGCGUCGAAAGGACUGCGAUGGGAGAUCGCCUUCGUGCUCUAAUUGUAUAAAACGACACCGAGAAUGCGUUUAUUUAACUGAAAGUGACAAACGAAGAAGAAAGUAUCAUACGGACUAUAUUCAGUACUUGGAAGAAAAGAUUGAGACUUUGGAAAAGUUCGUCCGCAAACACGACCCAGAUCUUAUUCAGUAUACAGAUAUGAAUCUGGAGGAGACUCCCUUCAUGAAAAGAUUGGACGAAGAAGCACAACUAGCAACGCUUCUGAAUGAAAUUGAUAAUUUAGAUUUGGAUAAUUUCUCAGAGCCUGAAGAAGAUUACGAAGAUUUUGGCUCUUUGAUAGCCGUGACAGGUCCACAUAUCUAUUACAUUGAUCCGAUCUUUAAAGCAGAGCUUGCAAACCUAUUCCAAAAUAACUGUCCCGAGGUUGCUUACAUUUUGAAGCUCUCGUUGCCGGAUGUGAUAUCGUGGGACUUCAGCACCGACUCCAAUCCUUCUCAUCAACUGUUGAUGUGUGCAAUGUUCGGAUUCGCAUGCGUAUACUCAAAAAACCCACACUCGCAAAAAAUCAGCAAACUAUUUAUUAAUCAAGCAGAACAAACUGCUGUAUAUGCAUCCAAAUUCCAUCUUGAUCAAUAUGUGGUACAGGGACUGCUUCUACUAUCUUGCUACGAAAUGGGAUUAGGUAACGAUUCCAUGUCGUAUCUACAUAUUUCGAUGGCAUGUGCACUAACUCAACAUAUGGGGUAUCAUAUAUCAUACGAUGAGGACUCUUCGGCGGCGAAGUUUGCUCCAAAAACUACACCAUAUCAGUCUGCUUUGUUGUGGUCGAUUUGUACACAAGACCGGAUCAUUACCACAAAAAUAGGUGUUCCUUCAUGCAUCCAUUUCAAACGAAUCAUCUCGCCUUUUUACGAAGUACAGUCACCACCGUCUAGCCAGGACUACCUCAUAGACCUUUGUUUCUGCUAUAUCACACGCCUUUGGUAUAUUUUGGAUCGGUUCACAGAUCAAAUUUGUUCAGUUCAGGGUGAUCUGGGAGACACACAGGAACGAACAAAACUUUUGAAGACUGCUGAACAGGCUUUACAAGAUCUGAAAACCUCUUUGCCAGCUCCUUUCAAGGAUCCAAAUUAUUCGCAAGAGUUUUACAUCAUAAUAUUCCAUCUCCAUUUCGAAGGCUGCUCCAUUCUUUUGGAACGAUUAUUUAUUGAAAAUCCUGUCAGUAGCAGCAAAUGUGUUGGUUCUGCUACAGAGAUAUCCCGGCUUGUGAAUGUGCUACUUAAAACAAACAAUGUGGAAAAAACCUCUUACCACUUUGGGUACAUUUGUUUUCUGGCUGCUAUGAUACAUUUAGUGCUCUAUGCGGAAAAAGCCAAGCCGGAUCACUUGAGUAACUUCGAGAUAUGUGUUCAAGCGAUGCUUAUACAUGGAAACCGCUGGAAGAGGUCAUUUCGCCAUAUUAAUAUGCUCCGCGAGUUUUCAGACCGCCAUGGAAUAAGCGUUCCAAUUCUGGAAACCUGCGAAAACGACCAAUUCACCGCUCUUUGA
Molecule: messenger RNA, 1593 nt
Organism: Ogataea philodendri
Lineage: Eukaryota; Fungi; Ascomycota; Pichiomycetes; Pichiales; Pichiaceae
Exons: 1
Coding region: 1-1593 (530 amino acids)
Biological process (GO): regulation of DNA-templated transcription; DNA-templated transcription
Molecular function (GO): zinc ion binding; DNA binding; DNA-binding transcription factor activity, RNA polymerase II-specific
Source: RefSeq, a predicted model, not a curated record